Molecule: messenger RNA, 690 nt
Organism: Histoplasma mississippiense
Lineage: Eukaryota; Fungi; Ascomycota; Eurotiomycetes; Onygenales; Ajellomycetaceae
Exons: 3
Coding region: 1-690 (229 amino acids)
Molecular function (GO): protein binding
Source: RefSeq, a predicted model, not a curated record
AUGGUCUCUGUGCUAUUCCAGGGGCACGAAUUCCCCGGGCGGGAAGCAGUCAAGAGCCAGGUCAAUUUUCCACACAGGGCAAAUAUCACCAGACUACCCGUUGAACUGAAACGGCAGAUUGCGGGCCACCUGAACACGAAAGACAUCGCACAUCUAGCCCGUACCUGCAAAUCCUUCCUCCUCUCGAUCGAGCCAUGUCUUUAUGAGACAGUGAACUUGGACGCCUCCAAGAAGGCAUAUUUGCAUGUGUUAAAAUUGUCGGCAAUGAUCAAUAAAGAUUCAACCCUGGCUGGACAUAUCAAAACGCUCGAGAUCGGUGAUCUGAGAAAAGAGGAUACCAGACAGGUGGACGAAUUGGACGAAUUGGUGAAAACGGCGGGAUGGGAGACCAGCCCAUCGGCGGAUGAAAGCGUCGCACGCUUGCUCUCUCAAUUGGGCAGCCUUAGGUCAUUUUGCCUUAACCACCUUCAUGGCGAGGUGCAUCUAGCCACCUUUAACUUUGCCACGUUGCCAACCCUCACCACGCUCAAAGUGCCGGCGGAAUCCCUAGUAUCGCGUCAAUCGCCACUAAUCAAUCAUCUGCCUUCCGCAUUAAAAUGUCUUUACGUGAAAGAGGCGAACGAUGAAGUGAACGAAGACACCUUGCCCCAAUUGCUGAUAGACUAUAUAAUCGUUGAAACCGAUAAGUGA